This is a messenger RNA of Ogataea polymorpha, 2000 nucleotides long. RefSeq lists its product as uncharacterized. The coding region runs from base 453 to 1973 and encodes 506 amino acids. Gene Ontology annotation, biological process: transmembrane transport. Gene Ontology annotation, cellular component: plasma membrane. Gene Ontology annotation, molecular function: transmembrane transporter activity. The transcript has a single exon. The record is from RefSeq and is a predicted model, not a curated record. NCBI's taxonomy places the organism in Eukaryota, Fungi, Ascomycota, Pichiomycetes, Pichiales, Pichiaceae.
AUUUUACUUGAAUUGUAGGAUCAGCACAUAUACACCGAAAAUGAACUGAGUCGCUUCUAAUAUAGCGUUUACUGGAUGCUCGGUGGUCCGGCGUCCUCUGACUCACCACCGGCACGCUUGCGGGAAAAUUUUUACCUGUUUAGUCAUCUAUCCGGAAAAGAGAGUGAGAACGGGCCUGUACCGGGCAUACUAUCGAGCCCCAACAAAACCUGUUCUUGGCUCACGAUAGGGCAGUGAUCGGCAACAGGCUUAGCAUAGACGGUCUAGGGAAGUGGUUGAUUGUUCUGCAGGCUGCUUUUGUGAAUUUGUUUGUCACACAAAAAAGAGCGGGCCCUAUUUCUUGGGUCGUCUGAAAUCCUGUUAGCGAGGACCUGUGACAAAAUUUUGAAUUUUCUCGCAGAUAAAAUAAAAUCGGCCGUCCCCACAUCCUGUUGAAAUUCUUCUCUUUAGUCAUGUCUUCUAUUCCCAGCUUAGAGAAGAAGUACGAGCUCGACGAGAAUAUAGUCUCGGAUGAAAAGCAGUCUCACGACUCCGUGCUCUCUGAGUCCGAGAUGGACCAAAAGGUGAAGCUUCUCGCUGAGGAGCACAACAUCAAACACAAAAAACUAAUGUGGAAGAUCGAUCUUUGUGUUAUUCCUCCAUUCUGUCUGCUUUACUUCUUGGCUUUCUUGGACAGAGUUAACAUCUCGAACGCCAAGAUUUACGGAAUGCAAGAUGCCCUGAAUUUGCAGAAGCAGCAGUUCAACACAGCUUUAACCGUGUUUUUCGUUCCCUAUAUUGUCUUCGAAGUGAUAUCCAACUAUUGCCUCAAAAUUGUGAAGCCUCACGCCUGGAUGAGUACCAUGAUUGUGUUGUUCGGUGUGGUUACCAUUGGAACCGCAUUUGUCAAGACUUUUGGAGGUUUGGUGGCCACGAGAGUUCUCCUUGGUAUUUUUGAGGCUGGAAGUUUCCCAGGCAUUUUCUACAUCCUUGCAAACUUCUACACCAAGCGGGAAGCCCAGCGAAGAUUCAGUAUUUUUUUCAGUUGCACGUCGGUCGCUGGUGGCUGUGGUGGAGCUAUUGCUUAUAGACUAUACGAUUUGAACGGUGUUCACGGUCUUUCAGCUUGGCAAUGGAUCUACAUUGUCGAGGGUACCAUCAGUGCAGGUCUCGGAAUUCUCCUGUUCUUUUUGAUCACAGACUUCCCUGAGGAUGCCAAAUAUUUGACCAAAAACGAAACAACUUUCCUCAAGAAAAAGCUAGAGGUGUACUCUGGAAAUUCGGGCUUCGAGAUUAAGCAAACUGUUAAGGACGUUUUGGAGGUUUUCAAGGAUCCAAUGCUUUAUGUCGGUGCUUUGAUCUAUUUCUGUCUUAUUGUUCCGUCCUAUUCGUACGCUUACUUCGCUCCAUCCAUCAUCAAAUUACUUGGAUACACCGCGAUGAAUGCGCAGGCCCACUCCAUCUAUCCGUGGCUCACAUCACUCGGUUUCUCGAUCAUUUUGGCCUUCGUUUCCGAUUUCCACGGAAUCAGGUUGCCGUAUGCCAUUCUCGCGGCAUCUGUGGCCAUCGCGGGUGAGGCUAUGAUUCUGGGCGGCGGAGAACAUCUGCACGUCAAAUACGGCGGCUGUUUCCUGGUUGCAUCGGGCCUUUACACCUGUAUGCCUAUUGUCGUGUGCUGGAUCAGUCUCAAUUUCUCAGGACACAUACGAAAAUCCGUGGGAACUGCAUUUGUGAUUGGAUUUGGUAACAUUGGAGGAAUCAUCUCGUCGUUUAUCUUCCCUGACAGCGAAGCUCCAGAUUACAAAAAAGGAUUAGGCAUUUGUAUCGGAUUCACUGGUCUUGCUAUGUUGUUCAUCCUCGCCUACUUCGCAAUUUUGGUGCACCGUAACCGCAAUAAGAUGACGGCAGCCUCGCUUGCAAAGUGGGAAUCAUACGACGAAAGAACUCGCAUAAUGAAGGGAGACCUGAAUCCCUACAUUAAAUAUUUGUACUAAGCUAACGAAAGACCUGACGAAUUAAGG